GUGCAACAUAAGCUGCACCAAAACAAACCCAACGAAAGACGCAUUGUGGUGCGAUUCCUGCAAAAAAUGGAGAAGCGAGUUCCGCCGACACAUGCGCUAUCCUGGACAAGUAAACCGUGUCAAAUGGGAAAUGUUUGACUCUAGAACAUGGGGAAGAGACAGUACACAACAAACCCUCAAUCAAAUCAUGAACGUUUAUGUACAUAAGUGUCCAAACCCGACAGAGUCAACAAUGGAUGACAUUAUCAAUAUCGUUUCUCUAUUUGAAAACUGUUUAUAUUUUGAUAUUGGAAAUAACAAAGCAUUACUUGGGAAGGUCCGUACAGUUCGGAAUCAACAUUUUGCUCAUAAUAAGACAUCAAUGGUUGAGGAAAAAGACUUCAGACAAUGUUUGAAAAUACUUAUUAGUGUUCUUCAGGAAAAAUCAAUUAAACAUAAUGAAAAGUGUAAGGAGGCUGUGCAUGUACUUCAUGAUCUAAAAACUGAAAACCGAUUUCAAAAUAACCAUGUAGUAGAUCUUCAACAAGUUAUAGCAGAGAAAAACAGAGAAAAUACAUCAACUAAAAUAGAAAAAUAUUUUCAAGAGAAAGAUAAAAGACACUUGACAGAUAAAAGAAUCUCUACAUGGUUUAUAUGGAUAGUGACGAUAAUAAGUGUUUUAAUGUUUUUAUGUGUUUUUUAUUGUAAUUUUCAAGAAAACAUUUAUAGCAUAUCCACCAAUAAAGAUUGCAUUACAAUGGAUUUUUCGUUUCCAUGGGAAAGUGACCUUGAUUUUUCGUACUACAUUAAGACACAUGGAACUCUUAUCGGCAGAGAAUGGCUUAUUGAAGAUAUUAGCUAUCAACUACUGCAUACAGAUUACAGAGGUAUUCUGAUAGCAGCCGAAAUGGGAUUCGGAAAGUCGGCAAUUGUGUCAAAAAUCACUUGUGAUAGUGACAAACUCUCUCCUGGAUAUCCCAUACAUUCAAAACUUAUGUCAGUGCAUCUUUGUCGCGUUGACUCGUAUAUUACAUUGAAUCCUGGAAUAUUCGUCAGAAACAUGGCGGGGAGCAUCGCAGUAAAAUUUCCUGAAUUUGGAAACAUUAUACAUCUGGACAAAAUGGCACAGGAAUAUCUUUUUACCAAAAGAUGUUUUGAAGACCCCCGAGGAUGUUUUGAUUUUGGAAUUUUAGGUCCACUACAAAAAGUACGAAAUGUACCUGACACGAUGAUUAUAAUGGUUGAUGCCUUAGACGAAUGUAUCGAGAGAGAUAAAGACAAUAUAUUUACCUUGUUGUAUGAAAAAAUCCCGCGUCUGCCAGCUUUCGUGAAAUUUUUAUUCACAUCUCGAAAUAUUUCUCAAAUACGAGAAAGGCUUCCGCCCGGGGUCAUACUUUACAAUAACCCAAGAUUCAAAGAAAAUGCGGAAUUGGAUAUAAAACGGUAUUUAGAGAAAAGGUUACAAAAUGACACCAUACGAAAACAAUUGAAUAUAAUUAUGUUUUCUGAGGCAAAGUCAGAACAACAGAUAAACAAACUAGUAGACAUUGUUGAUGGUAAUUUUCUUUUCCUGAUAAAUGCCUUUGAUUUUUGGAUGACAAAUGGAGAUUUUCAUCAAAUACCCGAUACACUUGAACAUAUUUACGAACUGAACUUAGAAAGAGUCUUUGGUAAAUCACAAGAUACUUUUGAGAGCGUAAGAUCUUUAUUGGAAAUCCUGUGUGCAUCUUUAAAUCGGCCAACGGUAAAGGAUGUUUAUAAUUAUCUAAAUCUGACAGAGCUAGACGACAAAUUACAUCUUUCUCGUCUUUUGUCUGGAGAUUUGUCUCAUUUUCUGACACGUGAGUCGGGGAGAAUAGGAUUUGCUCAUAAACGUUUUGCUGAUUUCAUAUCUUCAAAUAAGAAAUUUCUUAAAAAAUAUUAUGUAUCGAAAUAUAAUGGUCAUGUUCAAAUUUCGAAGUACUUGAUCACUAAUUUAAAACAUCGAAAGGAACACACAUCUCGAAUCGACUUCAUAUAUAUGGUUUAUCACGUUGCAAAUUGUCAAAACAAUGCCCUUCAGAAAAUGUUUAAAGAGGAAAUUAAUUCUCUACGACAAAGUGAAACAGUUCAAUUGUUUGAUGGACUUUUGCAUGAAACGGUUGCUCGGUUAAAUUCACAUCAAACAAUUAAAUUGUUGAUAGAUGUCACUCCAGAUCUCCAAGUAGACAGUAAAGACGAAGCGAACUCGCCGGCUUCUUACAUUGCAGCCGCAUAUGGCAAUGCUAAAUCUCUAGGCGCUCUGUUUGAAAAUGGAGCUGACAAGACGUUUGCAAGGUCGUCUUUUCUAAUAAGGAGUUUAUCACAGGAACUAGAUUUGAUAUAUACUUGUAAAUAUGAAGCUCACUGGGGCUACAGUUUAAUUAACAUAGCUUCACAAAAUGGCCACGAAAAAGUUGUAAAGCUUCUCAUACAAAAUGAUGUGGAUCUACUUCAUGAAAACGCAAUUGGAUUGAAUUCCUUUCAUCUAGCUGCUGAACAUGGCCAUUACCGCAUUCUGAAACUGCUGAUUUUAUUUAGAGAGUCUCUCUGGAUUCCCAGUUUGAAUCAUUCACUUUACCUUGCUGCAAAGAAUGGACAUGCUAAUGUGGUAGAAUACCUGCUUUCUUUAGGAGCAGUCGAUGACUGCUUACCGUGUAAUGGAAGUCUUUAUUGGAUACCCAAGGGAAAAGGAAGACUGCAAAGCAAAGGAGCAAGAGAGUUUUACUAUGAUCGCGAUGAACAUGAUUACGUUCUGACAGAUGAUCAGCGUUUUCUCUUUUGUGAAACUGCAUUAGAAAUAGCAACGCAAAACGGUUAUUUUGAGGUAGUAAAAAUUUUGUUAAAAGAAGAAACAAACGCAAUGACGUGCACCGACGCAAGGGGAAGAACUCCAGUCUUCACUGCAGCGGCAUUUGAUAGGAAAGAUAUUCUUCUUUAUUUUUUGGAUGAGUCUAAACAUCUUUUUAAUGCAAAAUGUGAAGAUAAGUUGACUAUAAAGCGCAUGAAAAGAGACCUAGGAAAAUUAGAGAUAAGAAAUUACCAUUUUAAAUGCUGUAAAAAAGAAUUGGCAUUGCAAAACUUUCUUGCUUUGUAUUCAACUAGUGAAACAAUAUUUGCUUUGUACAAAAAUGGGUUGAGAAAUUGGCACACAGAAGAUUCUUCCGGUGCAACUCCAUUUCACUAUCUCUGUUGUAGUGGAGUGGAGCCAUCUUUGGGAGGGAUAUUCGAGGCAAUAUUGUCUUAUAAUGACAAGUCACAAAAUGGCUCCACACCAAUACAUAGUGCAGCAAUAUGCCGCAAUUUUAUAUCUUUAGCCGUAUCUUCUAUUAGGCAUCAUAAAAUAUUUACAAGCGUAAAAGACUCUAACAAAAGAAAUGUUUUGCACUAUUUAGCAUACAAAAAUGAACAACAGAGUUUGAUUAGUAGACUUCAAGAUGCAUUUAAAACAAUAGGGUUACUUGAUUUAAUGAUACAUUCUGAAGAUUCUUACAAUUCACUAAUGGCUGAACCAGACACUGAGGGAAGAACGCCUCUCCACUAUUCAGCUAUGUCUGGAAAUCACUCUAUUUUAUAUUCUUUGAAGUACAAACUUGAUAAAAAUUUGUUCAAAAUAAGGGACAAUAAUGGAAUGACAGUUUUGGAUACUUUAUUUGAACACAUGAGUACAAUUACACCAAUUGAAAAUAACUAUAUUUUGAUUCUACCUCAUAGAUGCCCCAUGUCAGCUAUUUUUGAAUUAAUGGAAUGCUUCAGUGAGCGCGUGCAAAUUUUAGAUUCAUUUGAGUAUUUUGUAUACAUGAUUUUUAAAGAAACUGUCAAUGUAAGUAUUUUAACACAGAGAGAUAUUUUCUUGUAUAUGGAAACAGCUAUUAAUAAAAACAGAAUAUAUACGCUUGCAUUGCUAAAACAUUUCCAUCCAAGACUCUAUAAAAAUGCAAUUAUUCAAAACGGUUCUUAUAUCUUUGGACUUAUUACUGAAGGACUAAUAAUUCCCGUUACUGAGACCACUCAUUUUGAAUGACAUUGUGACAAUGUUUAUAAACAACAACCAGUCUGGAAUUAAUAUGUCAGAGAUGUUGAUUGACAAAGACAGAAAGUAUUGGACACUUUUCACAGAAUUUAAUCCAGUUGACUCUUUGUUCUUAAAUAACACUUUAAAUAAUUUUCCGAAGUUGCCUACCAAAAAAGAUCUGCUUACUUCAAUUACAUAUGGAGGAAACAUUGCUGCUUUAAAAUACAUCAAACCAGACAAUAAUACUAUUUUUAAUUUAACCUAUUACAUAGAUAUUGCUCCAUGCCUUUCUUCUGAGCUGGUUCAAUUUAGAAGCAAAUUAAAUGUAAUUUAUUAUAUACCAUUUAAGAAUGAAUGGGUGGUUCAGAUGGUAAGUUCCGAUCCCUAUUCACAUGUCUUUUUUGUAGAGAAUUUGAAAAGUAUUUAUUGGCCAUCUUCGUAUGAUGAAUUCCUCCUCAAUGAAGUAGAACUAUGUAAUCUAAGUUCAGAGUUAAAUUUUCUUCAUAAAAUGUAUGCAAAGGGUUUUAUUAAACUAGUAGAAAUGCUGCC
Molecule: messenger RNA, 4561 nt
Organism: Magallana angulata
Lineage: Eukaryota; Metazoa; Mollusca; Bivalvia; Ostreida; Ostreidae
Product: ankyrin repeat domain-containing protein 50-like
Exons: 2
Coding region: 92-4021 (1309 amino acids)
Biological process (GO): protein localization to ciliary inversin compartment
Cellular component (GO): ciliary inversin compartment
Molecular function (GO): protein binding
Source: RefSeq, a predicted model, not a curated record